GCCGGGCUGACGCGCGGCAGGGCCAGGCAGUGAGUAUAGGCUGCGCUGUCAGGCCGGUGUCAGUCUGAUGAAGAUUGGCAUGCAGGUGGCAAAGUUAUUGAUGGUUCUACAUGUGCACACUCCUGAUCUGGAAGAUAAAUUUGGAAGUGCAAGCUGCUCUAUCUCCACCUGUCAAGCAGUCCAAAAUGGUACCUUCUGGAAUUGGAUCCUGAGCUGUCUGCCUUUGCAGCUGAUCUGUUCCAAAGUUUGCUGAAUGAUCAGUUUGCCCACUGAUGAAGCUUGGCUUGAGUUCUAAUCAUUGUCAAUCCAACUGUCCUCCGCCCGAACCAGCAUUGUCAAACUUUUCAAACUUCAUGGGGCUUCUCUCUACAUUUUCAUCACUGAACACAUUGAACAGCAUCUGGACCACAACAGAGUGCUGACUGCACAUGCUACCUCUUGCCAGCUGGAUAAGAACCCAUUAAAAAGUACUCUCUAGGUGGCUCUGCUGUGGCUGGAAGAAGCAGCUUUUGUGUAACCGGCAGAGAAAGGGCAGAGGGGAGAGUUUCAAAGGACAAGCGGCUCCCAGAGAAGACUCCAUAGAAAGCACCGCAUUUUCCAUCGCAUCACAUACACAACAGUGGAGCAGAUUGAUUUCCGCCAACCUUCCCCAACACGCCGCCCUCCAGAGGCAAUCCCUAUGAGCCCAUAUUAGCUGGAGGUGAUGGAAGCUGUAGACUGAAGCAUCUGGAGGGCACCAGGUUCUAGAUGUGAAUCAACCCCAGGAUGCAACAUGUCUCCCCAGCGCCAGCUCUGACAAUGAUGGCCACACAGACUGUGCCCCCUCCCCCUUAUCAAGAAACCCAACAGAUGACUGCCACAGCGCAACAGCCGGCCAAAGCCCAGCCAGUACACAUCAACACACCUUCGGCAGCCGCCAACACUCCUAUCCCCAGCACUCCCAUCGACCCUCAGGCACAACUGGAGGCUGACAAGCGGGCUGUCUACAGACAUCCUCUCUUCCCCCUCCUGACCCUGCUGUUUGAGAAAUGUGAGCAGGCCACGCAAGGCUCAGAGUGCAUCACUUCUGCCAGCUUUGAUGUCGACAUUGAGAAUUUCGUACACCAGCAAGAACAAGAGCACAAGCCAUUCUUCAGCGAUGACCCUGAGCUCGACAACCUGAUGGUGAAAGCCAUUCAGGUCCUGAGAAUUCACCUCCUGGAGCUGGAGAAAGUGAAUGAAUUGUGCAAGGACUUUUGUAAUCGUUACAUCACCUGCCUCAAAACUAAGAUGCACAGCGACAACCUACUCAGGAAUGACCUCGGGGGGCCUUACUCCCCAAACCAGUCCUCCAUAAACCUACACACACAGGAUAUGCUGCAGAAUUCUCCUAACUCAAUGACUGCAGUAUCCGGCAACCCCCAAGGAAUCGUGGUCCCUGCCUCAGCACUGCAGCAGGGGAACAUCUCCAUGGCAACAGUCAACUCACAAGUUGUGUCAGGUGGAGCCCUUUACCAGCCUGUAACUAUGGUAACGUCUCAGGGCCAGGUGGUAACCCAAGCAAUCCCACAGGGAGCCAUUCAGAUCCAGAACGCGCAGGUUAACCUGGACCUGACCUCCCUUCUUGACAGCGAAGAUAAAAAGUCAAAGAACAAACGAGGAGUCCUGCCGAAGCAUGCCACGAAUAUCAUGCGGUCCUGGCUCUUCCAGCAUCUUAUGCACCCUUACCCAACAGAGGACGAGAAAAGGCAGAUAGCAGCACAGACGAACCUCACGCUUUUGCAAGUCAACAACUGGUUUAUCAAUGCCCGGCGACGUAUCCUGCAGCCCAUGCUUGACGCAAGCAACCCAGAUCCUGCCCCCAAAGCCAAGAAGAUCAAAUCCCAGCACCGGCCUACACAGAGAUUUUGGCCCAACUCCAUUGCGGCUGGAGUACUGCAGCAACAAGGAGGCAACCCCGGUACUAACCCUGAUGGCUCUAUAAACAUGGACAACCUGCAAUCCCUCUCCUCUGAUAACGCCACCAUUGCUAUGCAGCAGGCCAUGAUGGCAGCGGCUCACGAUGAGUCACUUGACGGGACAGAAGAUGAGGAGGACGAUGAGAUGGAAGAGGAGGAGGAGGAGGAGGAAGAGGAGGAGGAGCUGGAAGAGGAGACCGAGGAACUCCAGACAACAAAUGUUAGCGACCUUGGCUUGGAGCACAGUGACUCGCUUGAGUAAAGGACCCUGGUCAGUGGUGAAGCACAUGCCUCCUGAGAAACCUGGCUGCUUGCCUAAAUCAUUGGCCUGAGAAGAGAGCCUGAACUUUCAUGUACAAGCCCUGCACCCCUUUGAAGAGAUCAUUCAACGACAAUGCCCUUACCCCGAGUCUGGCUCACCUGCUUUCAGUUGCAGGAGCAGACACAAAUGAUGCACAUUUAAGAGACCUGCCGAAUGUGCAAAGUGAUUAUUUAAGUGAAGGAGACACGUUUACAAGGCACAUAUUGUGACCAGUUCAUUUCUCUCUUUUUUUUCCUUUGUUUUUGAUAAUAACAACAACAAAAAAGUGUUUUUAGGGUAAGCUGUUUUCUGUACGACUGAAUGUUUUAUGGAUGUUCUAAUGCAAAGCCUUUUGGUGACAUGCAAUUGAGAGGCAAGUCUGUUUUCAUUUUCACGACUUUUAUGAGAGAUUUAUAGAUGCAAAGAGAGAGAGAGAGAGAGAGAAGAGAUUGAUGGUUUUUACAAAAAGAAACUAAAAGACUGUAAUGAUUAUAAAUAUCUAGAUGUAGAAAAAAAACAAGAGUUUGCAAAUUUGCAAAAAACCACACGACUGGACGUUGAGUGAGAGUUUAAUGCUGGACCCAGGUAGAUUCCUGGUUAGUUCUGAAGAACUGCAUAUCAAGUCUUCAGGAUUUCACUGGGCCAGAUCCCAAGGCAUAUGGAGAGAGCCCAUGCAUUGUGGUUAAUGUGAGAAAUGGAUACCACACUGCCAUCUGAACCAUUUGGGGAGGGGAGAUGAAAAGUUUUAGCCCUCUGAAUGGAAAUGUCAUAAUAGUAACAUGUCUGGUAUGAUUCCCUGGUACAGGAUGCAAAGUCAACAACACCCCCCCCCAAAAAAGAAUGCCCCUGAAUAAUUAUGUUAAUUGUUUAGAGGAUCAUGAAUUGAAAAAUAACCAUUACGGCUUUAUGCAUUGGUUGAAUAUGAGCAGGCUCAGAUUUCCAAAUGUUUACAGGUUCACAGGCCAAGCAAAAAGUGGCUUGGAGAAUUCACAGGUUUCUGAGCAAAGAAGAGUGUUUCUGGAGCUUAGUGGAACUGCUCUCCAGAUGGUGAGAUAAAUGCCCCUUUCACAAUCUCAUCUCCCUGGAACUCGUCACCUGUCACCUUUUAUCACCUGUGUCUCUGCCACCUCCAGAACCCCCAAAUGCAAAAGUCUCCCAGGCACAACAUCCAACUGGAUGCGUUUUAUACAUUCAGGAUCAGGAUCAGAUGAAAAAUACCAGUAGCUUCCCCCCAUUGACCACCAUCACUCACUGCCUUUGGGCAGACUUUUCUUUAAAGGCACACAGUAGCUCACCAAGAGGACCGUCCUGUAUUUUCCAUCUUGCUGCAGUAAUCUUUUUUUAAAAGCCAUUUGUCACCCAGGGGAAGAGGGGACCCACCACGCAUGAACAGCUCACCUUGUGGUGACAGAACUUUAAAGCAGCUCCCAUGUGGCUGAGUUGAUAUAAGCACUAACUGUAAGAAUGCCUUGUUGGUCUCUGAAGCUGGUUUUUUUUUGCCACUUAAAACUCAUGAGUGUGGCACGCAAGUCAAUAAACAGCCGUUUUUAAUUCCAACAAGCGUUCCUGGAAAUGCAGCUGUGUAGUUCACCUAAAUCUGGUGGAGUUCACCAUCAAGCAGCUCAUGCCUGCUUCAGCCUAAACCCACGCAAAGCGCAUGCAUGCAUGCAGGCUCCUCAAAUAGCAGGUGCAGUCCUAAGGCCAGCAAAGGAAUUUGCGCAUGGAGCCAGCCCCUGCGAUACUUCCGCCAUAGACAUAUAGCAGAUUGCACUUUCCUCCUAGGGAGCGUAGACACUCCCAAACCAGAAGGUGGUGCGUCUGAUCAUUCAAUGAGCAUGACAUUUGAACAUGCAGUUUGGUGAGGGGGGUGGGGGGUGUUUGUUGUGCUUGCACGACUCGUAUCCAAGGAGGCUUUGCAUUUUGAGUUUCGUGCAUGCAGUACUGUUGCACCGGUCCUGGGUCAAAGUGCUCCACCACACUCAUCGGCAGUAGUGAGGUCAAAAGGAGGCAAGAGGGGAUCACAGGCUGAUUUCUCCAGGAAUGGAGGAAAUGUGGUUAGUGUACUGUACAUCCAGUGCAUACCAAAUAUCCCUCCAAUAUCCUGCACCACCAACCCUAAGUCCUUUCUCAGAAAUGGCAAAUGCAUGCACUGGUAAAGGAUUGUAACUUUUAACGCAGCAUUGGGCAGAAAUAAUCAGAAUCCUUAAUGGAACAGCAUGUGCAGUGUGGCCUCUGCUGACACCAAUGCAAAUCAACCUAAACCAGGGGGAAGCCAAUGUGGCUCCAGACAUUCUUAGGCUACAGCUCCCAUAAUUCCUGGCUGUUGGCCAUGCUGGUUGUGGCUGAUGGGAGUUGGAGUCUUCCUGAAACCUAGACCAAUUAGAAAGGCCAGAAAUCUCAGGGUGGCUACUAAAGAACUGUACGUUGGACUCCAACCAUGUAGGAUACUGGUCAGUGUUGGGUCCAGGUUUGGGGGAGCCCUUGGGCAAUGUUAUUUCAAUGGGCCCCCUACGAGACUGGGUGUCCGUGCUCCUUGCCCCAGCUACCCUUGCCCAUAUGCUUGCUUUUUUUCUCUUUGGGCCCAAGCUGCACCACCUCCCAUGGAGAGGCAGCAAAGCAUGUAGAUUUUACUGGUCCUCCUCACUCCAUUCAGCACUCAGAGAUGGCAAAUGAAUAAACAGAAGCAGCAAGGAGGAAGACUUCGCAUGGCCAGGAAGCUCCCAGGAUUGGCUGUGGGCUGUAGACUUUUGCCCAGUUAUGCCAACCCUAGACGCCAGCCCAGUUCUUUGUACUGCUUGGUUUUGUGGUCCUUCAUUUCCCCACAUUAUCAAAAGGUAGCAAAUUCCCCACCAGGUGCUUGGAGCCUGCACCCAACAAGCUCUCCAAUGUGUUGAGGGGUUUUUUUUAAUGGUCAUUUGAAGCCACGUUGAAACUGAUAAUCCAGGAGGGGCGAAUUUCUCAGAAUCAAAAUUAACGUUCACACUCAGUCUUUCCACUCACUUCCCAGUACUAAAUGGAAGAGGACUCCUAAAUUAUCACUGCCCCGAUCGUCACUUAACUUAUUAUUUUGUUUUGUACAUUGUGCUCAGGAAAAUGUCUCCAGUGUACAAAAAAAAGAUUGGAUUGUCAUCUUGUGAACAACAGCUCGUGGACCUCUGGAUUAUCUGGUGGUCAAAUGUCCCUGAAAUGAAUGUAUUUUUCCUGGGAGGAGGGAGCUGCUGUUUCAACAGAGAUGUAGGACCCCAAUAAUCUUAUUUAUAAUCUGUGUUAUCCUAGCAAUCUGUUAUGGGGUUGUUGUUUUUCCUAUGCUGUCAUUGCAAUGAAGCUCACCGUUCCAAAGUUAGGGGUUCGUCUUCCUUCCUAGCAAAGGCACAAUCUGCCCUGACUCCUGCAAAUGGUCCACACACCUUUCCUCAAUGUGUCAGCCGAACAAACUACAAACUUCCGAGACAAAACAAUUCCCCCAUCCCCAAUUUUAAUGUUUUGAUUACCCAUUAAAGCUUUAUUUGUCUCUUCCAAUUCUUCCCUCACGAAGCACAGUUUUUUUCAACUUGCUCCUUCUUUUGGCUCUUUGAGGAGUUGAGAGGUUUGAUCAAUCGCUUUACAUUAAGGGUUGAAUCGAUGAUAAUUCCUUGGGAAUGUAUUGGAAUAUCAGUGGGCAGGAAAGCUCCCGUUUUUUGGAUACUGAUAUGGCAUGAAUGUAAUAUGUAAUUUCAUAGAAAAUUCAUUGUAAUUUAGUAUUAAUUCAUGUCCAUUUAUUAUAAAGUGCUACCAGAUGAGGUUUUCCAGCUGUAUUUCAUUGUGUUUAUUUAUAUGCUCUUGUUAGUAAAAAGGAUUAGGAAUAAAGAAUAAAUAGAGGCCCAAGUCGACAGGAGGGAGCCCCAUGCUACCUCAUCACAACAUGAUG
Molecule: messenger RNA, 6145 nt
Organism: Zootoca vivipara (common lizard)
Lineage: Eukaryota; Metazoa; Chordata; Lepidosauria; Squamata; Lacertidae
Source: RefSeq, a predicted model, not a curated record